ACGUCACCCAGUCACCGGCACAGGGCAGGGAGAGAGGGCAGCAGAGAGGGCAGAGGCCACCACUGGCAGAUAGCGACCCGGCGGCGGCGGAGACAUGGAGGGGGCAGUGCAGGCGGCAGAGAGGAAGAUCCUGGUGCUGUUCGGCAGUCAGACCGGGACGGCGGAGGACGUGGCGGAGAGAGUCGGUAGAGAGGCCAGAUGUAGACAUUUCGCCUGUAGAGUGGAAUCUAUAGAUGGCUACAAUGUUGCAAAUCUCAUUCAUGAGCCGCUCGUUAUAUUUGUCUGCGCAACCACAGGACAAGGAGACCCCCCAGAUAACAUGAAAAAUUUCUGGCGGUUCAUCUUUCGCAGAAACUUGCCCCACAAUUCCCUGUGCCGGAUGGAUUACGCCGUUCUAGGACUUGGGGAUUCUUCCUAUACAAAAUUUAAUUUCAUUGCCAAGAAACUUCACAAGCGUUUCCUACAGCUCGGUGCCAGCCCUGUUCUGUCUCCGGCCCUGGGCGACGACCAGCACGAUCUAGGCCCAGAUGCUGUAGUGGAUCCGUGGUUGACAGAUCUGUGGAGUAAGGUCCUCUCCUUAUAUCCCCUGCCUCCUGGUUGCAACAUCAUUGGCGAUGAUGUCUUGUUACCCCCAAAGUUUACUUUCCGCUACCUGAACAAAGAGGCGGCAUCAUGCGACGAUGUGGAUAGAGAUGGCAUCGGGGAGACGCCCACGGAACUGCACCCAUUCCAUGCCCCGCUGGUGUCCAACCAGCGCGUGACGUCGGAGGACCACUUCCAAGACGUGCGUCUAAUCGAGUUCGACAUCGCCGGGUCUGGCGUUCAGUUCUCUCCUGGAGAUGUGGUGAUGAUCCAGCCUCAGAAUUCCCCCCAGGACGUGCAGCAGUUCUGUUCCCUCCUCCGGCUCAGCCCAGACACAGUGUUCGUCCUGGAGCCCCGAGACUCGGGCACGCCAGUCCCCCCACAGCUACCUCAGCCCUGCACGAUGCAGCACCUGGUGGAGAGAUACCUGGAUAUUCACAGUGUUCCCCGCCGCUCGUUCUUCUACUUCCUCUCCUUCUUCUCUCAAGAUGAGCAGGAGAGCGAGAAGCUGAAGGAAUUUUGCUCCGCUGCCGGUCAGGACGAGCUUUAUUCUUACUGCAACCGGCCCCGGCGGACCACCCUGGAGGUUCUGUUUGAUUUCCCGCACACAACCUGCAAUAUUCCUGCUGAUUACCUCCUGGACCUCAUCCCUCGAAUCCGUCCCAGAGCAUUCUCCAUUGCAUCAUCCAUGCAGGCUCAUCCCGACAAGCUGCAGAUCCUAAUGGCCGUGGUACAGUACAAAACGAGGAUACAGGAAGUCCGGCGUGGCCUGGGCUCUACGUGGCUCGCCUCCAUCCGUCCCGAGGAUGGUAAGCAGGUCCCUCUAUGGGUGAAAACAGGGAGUAUGAAGUUCCCCAGUGACUCGGACACCCCACUGGUAAUGGUGGGGCCGGGGACUGGCGUGGCUCCCUUCCACGCAGCCAUACAGGAGAGAGCGACGCAGUCCAAACCAGGCUGCUGUUUGUUCUUUGGCUGCAGAGGAAAAACAAAAGAUUUUUAUUUCCAGGAAGAGUGGGAGGAUUUGAGUAAGAGAGGACUCCUGACCCUAUUCACGGCCUUCAGUCGGGACCAGGAGGAUAAAAUUUACGUUCAGCAUCAGAUAAGGGAAAAUGCAGCAUUUCUAUGGGACCUGAUCAGCUCCAAGCAAGCCUACGUUUUCCUAGCCGGAAACGCCAAGUCGAUGCCAACCCAGGUAAUGGACGCCUUGAAAGACGUCUUCCAGUCGGAGGGGGCGAAAUCCGUCUCGGAGGCGGAGCAGUAUCUGGUCAUGCUGGAGAAGUGCGGACGCUUCCAGAGUGAAACCUGGUCCUAAAAUGCGACCCCCUCCCCAAUAACAUCAGCGCGGGAGCGGGCAGCUCUGAGAGAUCUUAAUACACCACCUUCAUCCUUAUUGCUGAGACUGUGCAGGAGCCGUGAGACAUAAGACUCUGACAGGAAUAACGCAGGGUUGGGUCUGUGACGCAACCCGUAACCGGAGCGAUGUCCUUAACCACUAGAAUGUUCUGGGACCACUCAAAAAUGAUUGAUUAUAAAGUUAUUCAAAUAUUUUA
Messenger RNA from Pseudophryne corroboree (corroboree frog), 2132 nucleotides. RefSeq names its product NADPH dependent diflavin oxidoreductase 1 (gene NDOR1). Gene Ontology annotation, cellular component: cytosol. The transcript has 15 exons. Bases 95 to 1894 code for a protein of 599 amino acids. NCBI's taxonomy places the organism in Eukaryota, Metazoa, Chordata, Amphibia, Anura, Myobatrachidae. Gene Ontology annotation, molecular function: flavin adenine dinucleotide binding; FMN binding; NADPH-hemoprotein reductase activity. The record is from RefSeq and is a predicted model, not a curated record.